This is a messenger RNA of Oryza brachyantha (malo sina), 962 nucleotides long. RefSeq names its product 1-Cys peroxiredoxin B. Bases 59 to 715 code for a protein of 218 amino acids. Gene Ontology annotation, cellular component: mitochondrion; cytosol. Lineage: Eukaryota; Viridiplantae; Streptophyta; Magnoliopsida; Poales; Poaceae. Gene Ontology annotation, molecular function: peroxiredoxin activity. The record is from RefSeq and is a predicted model, not a curated record. The transcript has 3 exons. Gene Ontology annotation, biological process: cell redox homeostasis; cellular oxidant detoxification.
UUAAUUAGUUAAAGUUUAAGCCACCAACAACCUUCGAGCUAAUCCUCCUCGAUCGAUCAUGCCUGGCCUCACCCUCGGCGACGUCGUCCCCGACCUCGAGCUCCACACCACCCAUGGCAACAUCCGCCUCCACGACUUCGUCGGCGACGCCUACGCCAUCAUCUUCUCCCACCCCGCUGACUUCACGCCGGUGUGCACGACGGAGCUGUCGGAGAUGGCGAGCUACGCCGGCGAGUUCGAGAGGCGCGGCGUCAAGCUGCUCGGCUUCUCCUGCGACGACGUCGAGUCGCACAAGGAGUGGAUCAAGGACAUCGAGGCGUACAAGCCUGGUCGCCGCGUCGGCUUCCCGAUCGUCGCCGACCCGGACAGGGCGGCCAUCAGGCAGCUGAACAUGAUCGACGCCGACGAGAAGGACGGCGGCGAGCUGCCGAACCGCGCCCUGCACAUCGUCGGGCCCGACAAGAAGGUGAAGCUGAGCUUCCUGUUCCCGGCGAGCACGGGGCGGAACAUGGCCGAGGUGCUGCGGGCCACGGACGCGCUGCUGACGGCGGCGAGGCACGGGGUGGCGACGCCGGUGAACUGGACGCCCGGCGAGCGCGUCGUCAUCCCGCCUGGCGUCUCCGACGAGGAGGCGCGGGCGAGGUUCCCGCGCGGGUUCGACACCGCCGAGCUGCCGUCCAACAAGUGCUACCUCCGCUUCACCCAGGUGGACUGAGGGACGUGGGGUCAUCCGGACCGUCGAUUUUCGCUGGGAAUAAACCAACGCACGCUCUGGAUCGCUCCACGUGUUGCCGUGUACUGUGCUAGUGUCUUGUUUAUGUGUGCAGUGUACAAGUUGUCCGGUGUUUUGGUUCGUUGAUACGCUGUAAUGUUUUACCCCUCAGCCCUGUAAGAAUAUGUGGAAGCUUGAAUUUAAAAAACUUAAGUUUGGAGUUUGUUACCAAGGUUUUUAAUCUCAGUAU